This is a messenger RNA of Cebus imitator (Panamanian white-faced capuchin), 550 nucleotides long. Its product is annotated as protein FAM78A-like. The transcript has a single exon. The record is from RefSeq and is a predicted model, not a curated record. Lineage: Eukaryota; Metazoa; Chordata; Mammalia; Primates; Cebidae. Bases 65 to 550 code for a protein of 161 amino acids.
UCUUGAGAGUUGAGACUGGAGAGCAGCGCCGUCUGCGCUGGGUCCUGCAGCCUACGUCCUUUCAAUGCCUGGUUUUCUCUGUGACUGCUGGCCUUCCCCGGAGUUCAGAGCGCUCCUGUGUGCCAUGGGCUGUAUUCAGAGCAUCGGAGGCAAAGCCAGGGUCUUCUGGGAAAGGAUCAUGGUGAUUGAUGUAAAAGCCUCCGUCAACCCUGUCCCCACCAGCAUCGAUGAGUCCUCCAGCGUGGUGCUCCGCUACCGGACACACCACUUUCAGGCCUUGGCCCAGGUGAUCCUGCUGCCCAUCCCCAAGAAGGAGACCUGGAUGGUUGGCUGGGUCCAGGCAUGCAGCCACAUGGAGUUCUAUAACCAGUAUGGUGAGCAGGGCAUGUCCAGCUGGGAGCUCCCAGACCUCCAGGAGGGCAAGAGCCAAGCCAUCAGUGAUUCAGACGGGGUGAACUACCCCUGGUACAGCAGCACCACGGAGACCUGCACCAUCGUGGGCCCCACCAGGAGGGACUCCAAGUUCGUUAUCAGCAUGAAUGAUGAAUGA